Messenger RNA from Carassius auratus (goldfish), 3003 nucleotides. RefSeq lists its product as uncharacterized. Gene Ontology annotation, molecular function: ubiquitin-protein transferase activity. NCBI's taxonomy places the organism in Eukaryota, Metazoa, Chordata, Actinopteri, Cypriniformes, Cyprinidae. The record is from RefSeq and is a predicted model, not a curated record. The transcript has 12 exons. Bases 1115 to 2173 code for a protein of 352 amino acids.
UCUAUGUUGACGUAAUAUUUUUUAAGAUACUUUCCAUCUUCCAUCCAUGCCGUGUUUGUUUUUCACAAGGGAGACAAUGAAGUGCUGAGAUCAGCAAGGCACCUUUUGGCACUUUUGACACAAGAGAGAGCUGAUGGGUCUUCUACUAGUCAGGGUAUAAACAGGUCAUCUCAUGUUAGAGGCCAAACUCCGGGGCCAUCUUCUGUCCAAACAGAAAUGACCAGGGAAGUAGAAACUGUAUAUAACAAUCCUCGCCUAUUAUGAAUCGUAGGUCUGUUCUGACUUCCAUGUUACAGUUUUUAAAACAGGUCCUUUCCUGGAUUGUUCUCAAAUCGUAGAGGAAAACGACGUUUCACUGGACCUUGUCCUGUGCCCAUAAAACCCAAACCAUUUCAGGUCAUGUUCCAUCUGCUGUCAGCCCAAUGUGAGCGGUCCCCUAGUGGUCCAGAUCAACUGCUCCAUACACAGCAGGACUGGGACCAGAACUGCACUCUAGAUGAGAGUUUGACUCAUCAGGAGGGGGUUGGGGAAGCCGGAAGCUUUCACUUGUGGCACCUGCAGACUGUGGGUACACAGGCAGGCUUAUCAAAACCUCCAAAAUAGGGGAGAAUUCUGUCCUCUAUAUAGCUCCAGUACAAGAUGAGCUCGAUGUCACUCCCUUGCCACCAUCAUCAGAAGCAGUCCGAGAUAUGCCUAAAGCAAUGUGCAAAAAAUACUGUACCCACUUCAGAUCCUCACAAAUCACAGUAAGACUUGUUCUGAUGUUGUUGUGGUCGAAGAUGGAGAUGAAAGUCAGGAUGAAACUCUGCAUGAUGCACAAGAUGUGGAAAGUGAAAAAAAGAGCAAUGAACAGGCUUGCUGUCCUAUUUGUCAAGAAGAAAUGCCCCUUGACAUCUUGGAAGUUCAUGCCAGUGAAUGUGGGGAAAGAUCUAUGGAUGAUGAAAAUAACAACACAACUGAGUUGUCAUGUAUGGAUAAUGAAGUGAACGACACUGCUGAGUUUUUAUACGUGGAUAAUGGUACCGAUUGGAAAACCCAUCCGGAUCCAAAAGUAGCUAUGGCUUUGUACAGAAAGGAAAUUCUCAGACUGCAUGAGACAGAGAAACCUCUUUAAAUGUGUAUGGACUUGAGAACGUGUGCUGAAGAACAGGAAAGGCAACUGAUCAACUUCUACAAGCAAAGAAAUGUAGAGUGGGCCUGUCCUGUCAAAUGUCAACUUGAAGGGGAUGCUGCAGUUGGUGAUGGAGUCACCAGACACUUUUUUUCUACAAUUCUUGAAAAACUGAAGUAUGGUUUCAGUUUGAACUUGGUUGAAUUAACAGGAAACACAGGAGUUACUUGCCUCUUUGAGGGACAGCCAGACCACUUGGUGCCCUCAUCCUCACAAUUCCUCAUUGAAAGUGACCUCUUCCUAGUAGCGGGGAGAAUGCUAGGUCAUUCUUUUCUGCACGGCGGCCCAUGUCUCGCAGGGCUCAGCAGAGCUUUUGUUCAUGUUCUACUUCAAGGUUCUCAAGAUACUGCCACUUUGCAACUGGAGGACUGCCCAGAUGUUGACAUACGGGAGACCAUCAACUUGCUCAGUGGACAGUCUCCAUUGAAUGAGGACCAGUCUAGUAAAGUCCUGGAUCUUUGUUUGUCUUGGGAUCUUCCUGGUCCAACAGAAGAAAACAGAAGGUGGCUUUACGAACGUCUGCUGUCACAUGCGGUUCUCGGGAGAAGAGUACGCCAAAUCAAGCAACUGAAACGAGGACUGAAAGACACUUGUGUUUGGCCUCGUCUAACUGAGAGGAAGGAUGUGGUAUUCUUUCCCAAGGAAUCGGAGGACUCAUGCACUCCUGAGAUGCUGCUUUCACACAUCUCCUGUCCUAGAGAGAGUGAUGACGAAGAUGAUGAAGAAUACUCAGCUGAUAUGAAGGAACGGAUCACAGGGUAUUUAAAGCAGUUCAUUGAGACAGCCUCCAGCAAGGACUUAAAAAACCUUCUGAAGUUCUGGGUCGGAUGGGAGCAGAUGGAGGAAAAUAUGGCUGUGGAAAUUGUGAAAAGUGAUCUCCCAAAAUCCUCUAGCUGCUUCUGUAUUCUCCGGCUCCCAGGGCACUACAACAGUUUCCAGUCCUUCAACAAGGGCUUGAUGAUGUGCAUUGGCACUUGCAAGUAUGGUUUUGGCCAUGUGUAGUUUUUAGACACAUGUACAUGUUACAUUUGUUACACACUUUUUUUAAAUGCUGUUACUGCACUUAGGACCAAUGCUUUGUUCAAACCCAGCUUACAGGUUUUUUUCUUUUUCAUUUUUGGGAUUGCUUUGUACAUGAUGCUUGUUGAUCAUGUUGCUAUUUUUUGAUACUAUGCUAUAAGAUAUAGUACAUUAAGUAAUGGGUUAAUGUUAUGUACACGCAGUCACUUAUACUGUAAGCUUGUAUCGUUCCACAAUGGUUUUUUUUCAUGCAUGGGCUCAUGCAGUGCUAUAGACAUUGUUGAAUGUUAGUUGUUCCAUAGCUUGUCAGAAUUUGCUAAAUAUCAUAAAGUACUUUAUUCUUUUAAAGUAUUAGAAUUUAUGUAAAAUGUAUAUUUAAACAUGUUCAAUGGAAGUACAAAUAAUAAAAAUAAGUCUAUUCUUGAAUAAAAAAAUCCAUAAUCCACUGUGCUUGUCACUAACUGAUGGAAGUGUCAAAUCCAACAAGUACAAAUUAAACAAAAACAACAUUCUUACAUACAGGUUUUUUUUUAUUCAGAUACUUUAACGUAUUGAGUACAAAUAUUAAUUCUUUCUUAAUUGCUUCUGCUAGAAGUCUGCCUCUUUAAGGCUAAAGAUGACAAUCACAUUUAUUCCAUAAUCGAUUGGCAAAAAUGAAGUGCAGCUAGAUAGAUGUCCCAGCCGAAGUCUGUGAAGGUCCUCUGGGGUCUACAGUGUCUCUGAGUGCUUCAUCAGUCAGGGGACAUUGGGUUUGAGACACAAUGCUGGAAUGUGCAUCAACAUCAGUCCACUACUCUCCCAGUUGAUCUGUG